CUUCGGCUGGUGCUGAACCACCAACAAACGAGCCCGCCUCCCUUCUCUUCUCCACCGCCUUGCCCCAGGCGUACGUCUCGUUCGCUGCGAGCUCGUGACGGCAGACUCCUCUCGCGCCCGCCCCCGUCCGUGGAUCCCGUCCAUCCAGAGAUCUGCUCAGCUCUCCGUCGUCCACGCAAACUCCUCCACCGCAGAGAAAGGAGACUUUGAUUCUUCGCCCCGACCCAUGCUCCUGUCCGGGAUACCACACGACGCACCCUUGGCCUGCCUCACCACCAAACGCCAGCCAUUCUCCACCUGCUUGCGAACGUUCGACUCUUCCGCUUCUUCUGCUUCUGCUUCUGCUUCUUCCUUCCUCCUCUUCGUCUUCGUCCUCACACGCCUCCAGGCUGAUCGCGGCUUCCACCUCUAGGCCCUCGCCUUCUUCCUGUCUCAGUCGUGCCUUCUUCCAGCGCUUACGACCCCACGGUCGCUGUUGCCCGUUAAUUGUAAUCCUCCCGCCCGCGUCUAUUUGUGUCGUCGCCCGCCGUCCACUCCUUGACCACUGUUAAGCGCCCGACAGCAAGCAGGAUCUUGCUCAUCGCGUUGCCCUCAAAUAUCACACUCCAAUCGACGAGCCACCGAGGGCCUACAGAGUGGACGAUUUCUCCAGCUUCCCGUCCCAGCCGUCGCCGAAGAAGGUAGAGAUCACUGUUCCUACCAUUCAGCUCAUCUCGCCGACUCCGCGCCGCCCGCCGAUCUACACGAGCGAUAGUCGCCACCGCCGCAAGGCCAGUCUCGACAGGCUUCCUCGUGGACUCCACCAGCGCAUGAGCAUGCAAACACCUCCGUCGCCAAGAACGAUCGCGCCGCCAAUGCCUUCUUUUAUGACUGUCUUUGACGAAGAGGCCACACGAAGGGAAUUGGAAGAGCUGCAGGGUCAACAUGCAUCUGAGGUGCAGAAGCCGUUCCCUAGCAACAACACAGCAACGACCAGCGAAACAAGCCUCGCUCAUAUGAACCCGCAUUUUACAAGUUUUCACAAGCAGCGUGACAGCGUCUCCACAUCCGCCUCCGAAUCGUCCGAGUCGUCACCCACAACCACGGUCUCGACGUUGGACUCCUCGUCCAUGACUGAGCCAUCUCCCGGUCCGUCACCGGAGACUCCUGCAGGCGCUAGCUUGCCCAUGACAUACGCAUUGGCGGAACCCAAGUUUCAGCCUCCCAUGCGCUCGCAAAUGGAGCCCACAAAUCAACACUUCUUCGAGAUGCAAAGGCCCACAACACCUGCGAAGAAAGCCAGGAACCUCAAAAAUCUUGCCGUAAAUACCACCUCUGCAUACAACCUUGGACGCUCCAUUCUGUCGGCACCCUUUGUGUCCGCAUCAGCACAGAAGCCGAUCGAGCGCACGUCCGCUCCAAAUUCUCCCGUCUUUGUGAAGCCGCCGACUCCUCCGCGCAGAAAGCUCGGGGGUGGCCUUAAUCUCACCAUAAAGACCCCCGCCAGCAACAACAUUGGCGUGGGCGGUGUCGUCCCACCAACUCCCUCCAUAGCAAAGCCGAAUACGUUGCGGCAUUUCCAGUCUUCCCCGUCUUUGCCACUUCUGACCUCGAGCCACGGACCCUUGGGUGGUAUGACCCUGCCGCAGCUGAGAACGAAGCCAGCUCCUCGAGGUUUUGCGGAUAUUCCUAUCGAAGACGAAGAGGAGGAUGCGGAGCAGAACUUUGACGUACCACAGUCGCAGGAAGAGAAGCCAGAGAGCUACCCCAAUGGGCCGAUCCGCAUCUAUGAAGAUGGUAUCGAUCUAUACUAUGAGCCCAGCGUAGAGGUGGCCUCAAGAUACGACGUGAUUUUCAACGUAGCUAGCGAGGUUAAGAACCCCUUUACAGUGGCCGCAGAAGCGACGCAAUCAUCAGCUGUUGCGGAGCCUGCUCAACACAUGGGCGGUUCAAUAGACGGUUCGGAAAGUGCGAGCUCGCCGGACACACCCAAAGCGAAUCCCUUACCGUCGCAACUGCCGGCACCACCUUUGCCUACAAAAAUGCCCGAGUAUAUUCACAUUCCAUGGGAGCACAAUACCGACCUAGUUCCUGAUCUUCACCGUCUGGUAAAGGUGAUUGAUGAGAAGGUGAAGCAAGGCAAGCGGGUACUUGUGCAUUGCCAAUGCGGCGUCUCAAGAUCGGCGACGCUGAUCGUAGCCUAUGGUAUUUACAAGAACCCGGGAAUCACCGUGCAGGAGGCUUACGACGCGGUGAAGAAAAGAAGCAAGUGGAUUGGACCGAAUAUGAACCUAAUCAUGCAGCUUCAGGAGUUCAGAUCCGGCUUGCUUCGAAAUUCACGGGCUAACCAACUUUUUAACAUGCCGCGCAAGCUCUCGUCGACGCUCUCGUCAACAUCGACCACUGACUCAUUCAACGAGAGCUCGAAAUCGAUGUCUGGUCCAACCACACCUCGAACUGCUCCACUACCUCCAGAGAAAGAUGAGGGAGCACACAGUCGUGCACGAACAGCCAGUAUGGGGCCCAUGUCGGCUGCCCCGCUUGAACCCAAUCAAUGUUCUUUUUGGAACACUGCGUUCAGACGUUCAUGGGGCGAAGGUCAUACCACAAGUGAUAUCGAUAUGAAGCGUGUCUCCGUCGUCUCAGAUACACCCUACGUGGACCCCAAGGGACACAUUGUACCGAUGGUGCAUGUUAUCGAACAGGAUGACGAAUCUCAUGGCAUAGAACAAGAAAAACAGGCUCCGACGCAUAUUGACCCCAAUCUCGCAGCGAGCACAAAAUCGCAGAAAAGGAAGACCCCCAACUUCUCGCGGCAACUGCCACUACGGCAGGAUAGAGACGGUGACAGCACUAUGGUUGACGCGCCGGCCCCCCCACCGUUGCUGAAUGUGACGAGCCCUCGAAGCGAAGAGUUUGGGAUGAUUGGCCUACCGAAAAGAAGCGACAUACAACAUCACGAUUCGUUUGGCCUGUUCUCGCCGAUGAGAACCGAGUUCCCUGACGUUCCUGCCGCAGUGUUGUCGCAGACAGCACCAACCACUGUUCAGCCAUUCCCGUCGCUGGCGGACGCGCCUGCUGCAUCCGCACAAACAAAGCCAUCCGUCACAACAGAAAACACGGGCUUUAGCGGCUUUUCAUUCUUCGAACGACAACGCACGCCGACCGAACCUUUCUCCAUAAUGUCGCCCACAUCUUCUAGCUUCCCUCGGGACUUUCCUCUUCGGAGUGAGAACUCAACGCAGACUACGGAUUCUUCACGACUCACUCCGCGUAAGAAUCCGCCCCGGGCGCUGAACACUAAAUUCAGCUCACCUAAUUUGCAUGAGAGACGCCGACUGCAGAAGUUGCAGAAUGAGCUCGAUCCAAAGAAACACAUGGAUGAUCUCGACGCACUGAUGUCCCCACGCGCCACACAGUUCACCUCGAACCCGUUUCAUGAGCUUUUAACUGUCAAAACUGGAGACACCCCUGUCGAAGCAUUGGAGAAAGCUCCUGUCACACCGACACCAUCUGAUUCGGAUCCGCGGAGUCCUGCACAGCUCGGUAUCAGCCCGAUCACACGCAAUAUAUUUGACGUGCUCUGAGAUCAGCGAAACCGGAAUUAUUCUGACUUUGCACGUGACACGGAUGUUACGACGUCAAAGAUUGCGAAGGCUCGCGAAUGCCACGCGUCUCAACUAUUUUUUAUUUUUUUUUUUGAAAAAAAAAGCUGCGUACCUAUUUCGGUGGCGCUCUUGAGACAGCUUAGCACUGCAGUAGAAUCCACUUGCAAGGGGGGACAUGAUGCUUACUCCUUGCAACGCGCAUCACGCGCAGAGUAUCCGUUUGACGGGCCAGAAACUGAGAUGCUGUUGAAAAGAAUACAUAAGCGAAUGCUUAAAAUAUCCUCGGUAGAGUCGCAAUUUGCUUCAGACCAUGGAGUCUGACCAGAACGGGUCAAUUCGCCAUGCCACAACAAUUGCCAAAGAGUCAAGCACCCAUUAUUUCUGAGCGAUUCUUAGCAAUUCCGGCGCUACGACAACUUUCAACGCCUGUUUCUUUUGUCCGCUAGAACUACCUUUCUUCAUGCGUGUAUCGAUGGUUGCUGCUAUAUCAUUGUUUAAAAGACUUUUUUUUCUGGCGCUGGCGUUUGCAUCUGGGCACAGGUUGGAGUUUGGUAAUUCUUUCAUAAUGAGAGAACCAACUUAGUGUCUAGUCGUUACACAAUGUACCACUCUGAAGUAAAGAGUGAGUUUUGUAUUCUUUAAGAGAUACUUUGGAGCAUACUGGGACUGGUUUUGGGGACGAGACUAUGAAAUAUGAGCAAAAUAGCUCGAAACAGCGUACGCGCUGCGACUCUGUAUAACCAGAAAUACAAGAUGUU
This is a messenger RNA of Verruconis gallopava, 4345 nucleotides long. RefSeq lists its product as uncharacterized. Gene Ontology annotation, cellular component: nucleus; cytosol; cytoplasm. Bases 810 to 3566 code for a protein of 918 amino acids. The transcript is spliced from 2 exons. The record is from RefSeq and is a predicted model, not a curated record. Gene Ontology annotation, molecular function: protein tyrosine/threonine phosphatase activity; MAP kinase tyrosine/serine/threonine phosphatase activity. NCBI's taxonomy places the organism in Eukaryota, Fungi, Ascomycota, Dothideomycetes, Venturiales, Sympoventuriaceae. Gene Ontology annotation, biological process: negative regulation of MAPK cascade; protein dephosphorylation.